AUGAUAGGCAAGUUACCCAGUUCCAGGUUCGCUGCAAUAUACGACACCUUACCUGCGGACGCCCAGCAGGCGCUGGUCGAGAAGCACCUCAUACCGCUUCUCAAUCUUGUCGAGAGGAGCAGAUCGAAAAAAGUACUCGGAGUCGUUACCCGUUUGCAGGAGCGACACGCAGGAAUCCCAUUGCUGGAUCUGAAUGCGAAGAAGGCCGAGAUUACUGCGUUAAUGGAUGAGCUCCACAGAGAUGCGAAGCGCUCCUUCGUCAGGGAACGAUCGCACAAGUCGGAAAUCCUUAGCGAAACGGUGGACAGUCUCACGGACUGGUUAAAUGACAUCUGGAGCGUCGUGUAUGAGCACAAUGUCGAUUUCAUGCAUGCGCAUAAGUGUCUCCUUUUCGUGGCUAGUUCAUUGGAUCAUAUCGGGAAUGGACGAUCUGGUUGCAAAUGUGCAUUCACCAACAUGUACGUCUCUGUGGUUCUCAAGAGGAAUACGGGAAGGCGUGUCAAAUCAUUUGCAAUUAACGGUGCCCAUAACGUGGAAGAGGUUCUCUACUUCAUUUGGCGCGACCUACUCUUGAGCUUGCUCGCGACCGGUAGUGAACGCCAGGUCAGUAUUAUACCGGAGAUACUUGGAGAGAUUGAGGAUAUGCUGGGCUGGACGGCUCUCGAAAGGGUCCUGUAUGGUGGCAAGAAGUGUCCUCAUGAUUAUGGUGACGAUGACGAUGACGACGACGAUGAUGACGAGGAGGAGGAGUAUGAGUCUGAGGAUGAGGAUGAAGACGGAGAUGAUGAAGAAUACAUCGACGACGAGACAGACUCAAAGCCAUACUUCUCGAGUCACUGGUCGUACCGCGUGAGCAGUCAGAUGUGGCAGCUGCGGAAACAUAUCCAAGAUGCCAUGAUGGGUGUUUUCAAGCUGACUCCUUCACUACGGCUUUAUUCCUCACUUCUGGCUAUCUCUACUGACCCUGAAUCCAUUGAAUCCCAGUUGAUGAAGCACCUCUCCUCAAUUGCGGCGAGCUCCUCCGAGACGUUCUCUGCAGCGCUAGAUAUCCACGCUCUCGAGGAUGACGCAGACACGAUCGUAUCACUACUUGACUCGCACUCACAUCUUCUCCGACCUCGAGAUGCGCCUUCACUACAGACAGCGGUCGCCUGCAUUUCUGCAAGCCCUUUCUACCAGGCGCAGGCACUCCAGAUCAUCGAGAAGGAGCUAUUGGAUACCGCACGUGCCGUGCGCUCAGCUUUACUCUCGUCGUUCUCGCAGGUGGAAAGUCGUGCAAAUAUCGACGAGAUCAUGGAAAUCGUUAAGCUCCGCGCCGGGGCUCCAGGUAGACAGGAUCGAGUGGAGGCAUGGGUUGACGCGAUUGCGACUCCAGGGACUGCCGCGCCUAAUCCUAUGGCAUUUGCAGCGAUGAUGAUGGGCCUGCCGAUCGUGCCUGGAAUGGAGGCAGCUGAGGAGGGCGACCCUGCUGGCUAUCUCGAUUUCGACCCUCACGAUCCUGACUUGGACGAACUCAGAGACGAGUUCCGCCCGAAGCUCAAGCAGCGAUUCGAGGGUUGGUCUGAUGUCGCCAUCAGUGUCAAGGGUGCUGCAAUGGUGCAGCUCAAGGUAUACAAGGCACUCAUCGAGAUGAUGCCAUUCUUGCGAGCCAACGAUGUUGUCGAAGAGAUGGUCGGCAGGCUGGCAGACAAACCGAGCAAGCAUCAUGUUUGCGAUGGCCUGGACGCACUUUUGAAUUUCGUCAAGGUGCAGCGCAGAAAAGCAGCAAUGCAGCGGUCAGAAACCAAGUUCCGCAAGGACACUGCCAGGGCGGCACGAACAGCCGGGGCGAGAGAACCAUCCACCAGCACUACUCAACCCGCCGCACCAGUAGUCCCUCCUGGAACGUUCGCGAAUUUCUUCGACUGCGCCAUGGCGAGUGCUCCUUCGAACUCGGGAAUGGGAGGUAUGGAGGACGUCGACUAA
This is a messenger RNA of Sparassis crispa, 1965 nucleotides long. RefSeq lists its product with no specific name. The record is from RefSeq and is a predicted model, not a curated record. Lineage: Eukaryota; Fungi; Basidiomycota; Agaricomycetes; Polyporales; Sparassidaceae. The coding region runs from base 1 to 1965 and encodes 654 amino acids. The transcript is spliced from 5 exons.